This is a messenger RNA of Empidonax traillii (willow flycatcher), 2090 nucleotides long. It is a transcript of the gene SORD, whose product is annotated as sorbitol dehydrogenase. NCBI's taxonomy places the organism in Eukaryota, Metazoa, Chordata, Aves, Passeriformes, Tyrannidae. Gene Ontology annotation, molecular function: L-iditol 2-dehydrogenase (NAD+) activity; zinc ion binding. Bases 41 to 1111 code for a protein of 356 amino acids. Gene Ontology annotation, biological process: D-sorbitol catabolic process. The transcript has 9 exons. The record is from RefSeq and is a predicted model, not a curated record.
GCGGCGGCCCUUGGACCCGGUGCCGCGCCGAGCCUGAGCCAUGGCGGCGGCGGCGGGGCAGAACGUGGCCGUGGUCGUGCACCGAGCCGGGGACCUGCGGCUGGAAACUCGUCCAGUCCCAGAACCGGGUCCCAAUGAGGUCCUCCUGCGCAUGCAUUCCGUUGGGAUCUGCGGGUCUGAUGUCCACUACUGGCAGCACGGCCGGAUUGGAGAUUUUGUCGUCAAGGACCCCAUGGUGUUGGGGCACGAAGCUUCCGGGAGAGUCGUCAAAGUGGGCUCAGGGGUGACUCAUCUGAAACCAGGUGACCGUGUGGCCAUUGAGCCGGGUGUCCCGAGGGAAAUGGAUGAGUUCUGCAAAACUGGACGCUACAACCUGUCCCCAACGAUCUUCUUUUGUGCGACCCCCCCCGAUGAUGGGAAUCUGUGCCGCUACUACAAGCACAGUGCCAGCUACUGCUACAAGCUUCCAGAUAACGUCACCUUUGAAGAAGGAGCCCUUAUCGAGCCCCUGUCAGUGGGAAUCCAUGCCUGUAAAAGAGCAGGAGUCACUCUGGGAAGCAAAGUCUUCGUGUCUGGCUCUGGACCAAUUGGCCUCGUUAAUGUGAUUGUUGCUAAGAUGAUGGGUGCAGCUGCCGUGGUGGUCACAGAUUUAUCUGCCUCUCGCCUGCAAAAGGCCAAGGAGGUGGGGGCAGAUUUUACCGUUCAGGUGAAGAACGAGACCCCGCAGGAGGUGGCCUCCAAAGUGGAAGGUGUGCUUGGCUGCAUGCCCGACAUCACUGUGGAGUGCACAGGGGUGCAGACCUGCAUUCAAGCUGGCAUUUACGCCACUCGUUCUGGUGGGACCUUGGUGCUCGUGGGGUUGGGACCUGAGAUGGUGACGGUGCCCAUUGUGAAUGCUGCCGUGCGGGAGGUGGAUAUCCGGGGGAUAUUCCGCUACUGCAACACGUGGCCCGUGGCCAUUGCUCUGCUUGCAUCCAAGCGGAUCAACAUCAAGCCCUUGGUUACACACCGCUUCCCCCUGGAGAAGGCUCUGGAGGCGUUUGAGACCACCAAGAGGGGCGAGGGGGUCAAAGUCAUGCUGAAGUGUGACCCCACUGACCAGAGUCCCUGAGUUGCUGCAGUGCCUGGCCCUCACCCCACUGCACCAGCCUGCCUGGGAUGCGCAGGAUGAGUCUGCAGGAAGGAGGUUGAUGUGGGGCUGUUGCAUGUUUGGGGUCACCUUGCACAGGUACUUCUUGUACCUAGAAAAUCAAAAGGUGAUGAGGGUGAGUGGCACUGGGAUACACCAUUAGAGCACUAACAGAUAGCUAUGAAUGGAUAACCAAUAGUUUGAAUCAAGAUGUUGGGGUAGAGAUGAGGGUUUUCACAGUUGGCUCUUCCUCAGCCGCCCCCCAGCAGAGCCUGACCUGGUUCCUCUGUGCUGGGGGACGUGCUGGCACUCCACCUUCCCAUCCCACACUGCAGCUCUUCCUGCAUGACAAUCCCUGGAUGUGAGAUAGCCCUAUAUGAAUAUUUCCCUUUCCUAUUGCACCUUCCCUCAGGGAUGCUCAGGGAUUGUACAACCUGUGGAACAAAGCCUGGCCAUCCCCACUCCAAGGGGAGCACCAACAUAUUCGGGUCUUCUCUCCAUGCUCUUUGCAAAUAUCCCACAGCUCAGAGCCCAGGGUUUUUGUGAAGCUGGUCUGGAGGCCAGCAGGGACCACAACUCCUGUGUCAUCCCCUAGUAGCUCCUUGUGGGACCACUUCAGGCUGGGAAACUGGGACUGCUGAGGGCCCUGUCCCCAUGUGGCUCCCCGGGAGGGGCUGCUGUUGGAGGACACAGCUGCUUUUAGCAUGGAGGGGAACGCAGGGGAGCCAUAAGGCGACAGCAUCAUUCGAAGGUUUUACCACUGCGAACAAAUCAUACUUUUGGGGGAAUAUUGGGCCUUCCUGCUGAGUUUGUGAGCCAUGAAUGAGGUACUAAUAAGGUAGCAGGUUGCAGAUAAAAUCUAAUCUUUGAUUACAGUCAUGUAAUUUUACUACUGAGAGAUCAGUUCCUUCCUUGGGCUGGUACUGAACUUUCCUCAAUAAAUGCUGCCUACCUGAGACCU